AUGACUGGUAUGGACACCGCAAUACGUAGAAAAGAAACGUAUUUCACGAUAACGCGUUUAGAUCCGGGGGUUAGUGAAAAAAGCCUAAAAAAAUCCAUAAGAAGCUACACGGGCAUCCCAGAGGAGGAAGUUGAUGUAAGAUUCCUUAGAACAAAUAAAUAUGGGGAGCAAGUAGCCACAAUAACCGUACGACCCUCCAAAGCAGAGGAGUUGAGGAAGUACGGCUCGAUAAAGGAAAAUACAUCUGACAACAAAGAAUAUCAUACUUAUGUUGGAGAGAGUAAGCCAGAUACAAUCCAAUCAAUAAAACGAAGUAGAUAUGAUACUGAUGAACUAUUGAAAAAUACUCUCCAUGAGAAAGUGAACAUUGCAUUGAGUUUAAAUGCAGAAAAUGUUGGGGAGAGUAAUAAAGACGGGAGCCAAUCAAUGAAACUAACUCUAUCUGAUGCCGUAGAAGCUAAUGUUACUGAUCAUGAGUCAACUUCCGAAAAAGUAACAAUUUCCAACAGAUUUAGGUCGAGAAGUUCAUCGACUUCAAGCUCAUCUUCAAGUUUUUAUUCGACAUAUAGUAGUUCCAGCUCUUCCUCGUCGUGCUCUUCUUUAAUUAAUGAGCCAAGUACUAGUAAACAACAUACAAUGGUUAAGCCCAACUAUCAAAUAUCACUAAUUAAUACAGACGAAAGUGAUGCAGACCUCAGCGACUUUGAUCUCACGUUUCAGUUGGAUAAUAAUAAAAACAAGGUUGCUUCAUCGUCUGAGUCAUGUGCUUCUGAUUCCUUAUUACAUUCUUCUAAUAGUGAACUGAUCAAAAAAACUAGAAAACGUUUGAGAAAUACAUCAACCUGGAAACAAAAUGUCAUAAGCAAGUUGAGGAAUACUUGA
Messenger RNA from Diabrotica virgifera virgifera (western corn rootworm), 882 nucleotides. RefSeq lists its product as uncharacterized. The coding region runs from base 1 to 882 and encodes 293 amino acids. The record is from RefSeq and is a predicted model, not a curated record. NCBI's taxonomy places the organism in Eukaryota, Metazoa, Arthropoda, Insecta, Coleoptera, Chrysomelidae. The transcript is spliced from 4 exons.